Messenger RNA from Scheffersomyces amazonensis, 3753 nucleotides. It is a transcript of the gene IRR1, whose product is annotated as Irr1p. Gene Ontology annotation, molecular function: protein binding; chromatin binding. Gene Ontology annotation, biological process: sister chromatid cohesion. The transcript has a single exon. NCBI's taxonomy places the organism in Eukaryota, Fungi, Ascomycota, Pichiomycetes, Serinales, Debaryomycetaceae. Bases 29 to 3583 code for a protein of 1184 amino acids. The record is from RefSeq and is a predicted model, not a curated record. Gene Ontology annotation, cellular component: cohesin complex; chromatin; nucleus.
CAAGUACUAAGUAAGAAAGUAUCAUAAUAUGAGUACAGAAGGAAGUCUAAGGCGUCUGAGACGAAACAUCCAUAAAUCCACUGAAAGUUAUCAAGAAUCGUCUGAUUCUGAGUCUGAGUCGGAUCCAGAUCAUCUGGAUAAUGAUGUAGCUUAUACUUUUGGUAGUAGCACCAAGACGAAAAGGAAUAAGCAACCAUCUAAGAAAAGUAAGAAUAAAAGUAAAAGUAGAAGUACAAGUAAAUCAAGUUCAAAUGUUCGAAAGUCUCUCGAACAAUUAGAAGAAGAAUUACAAGAAAAUGAAUUAUAUUUAUCACUUGCUCAACCCGAAAUUGAUAUAGUUGAUAUUGCCAUUGAAUGGGUUGAUACAGUUAAUCAAGAUUUAAAUGAAGGAAUUGAAACUAUUAUAAAUCUUAUCUUAAGAAGUUGUGGAUCUCUUCACUUAUUUCAAGCUCAUGAUUUAAUUAAUUUAGAAUCAGCAUCAGAAACUGUAGCUGAAUUAACAAUAGCCUUUGGAGAUCAACAAGCUCAUAAAUAUCCCUUUAAAACUUUAUCAAUAUUUAGAAAGAAUGUUCUUGAUUUCUUCGAACAAGUUAUUCAAAUCUCCCAUGAUAGAGGAUUAUUAUAUCUUGAAGAUCAACAACAACAACAACAUAGUUUAUCAUCUCCUAUGAUGAUUCAACUUUUAACUUGGAUUUCAACGUUAAGUUCAUGUACUAUUCGUCCAUUAAGAUAUGUAUCAACAAUAAUUCUUCUUAGUAUUCAAGAUCGUUUAUGUCAUAUAAUUAGUAAAGUGAAUUCUUCAUUAGAAAGAUCUCAACGUCAAUUAUCUACUACUAAAAAAUCAAAUAAAGCUAAAUAUAAUUCAAUUUCUAAAACAAUUAAUAAUUAUCAUUUUCAAAAAAAUACUAUAAUUGAAUAUUUUAAUGAAAUUGGUAAUAUUACUUUAGGUCAUAGAUAUCGAGAUAUUGAUCCAUUAAUUAGAAUUGAAUGUAUUAAAUAUUUAAGUCAAGCCAUGAUUAUUUAUCCUGAUCAUUUUUUUCAAGCAACUUUCUUAAGAUAUUUUGGUUGGUUAUUAUCUGAUCCAACUAAUACUGUUAGAGUUGAAAUAACUAAAGUAUUAUUAAAAUUAUAUAAACAUAAUACUUCGAAUUCAAUGAUAAUUGGAUUUAGACAAUUUACUGAAAGAUAUAAGAAACAAAUUAUUAAAAUGAUAAAUCUUGAUUCAGAUAUUAAUGUAAGAUUAAAUUCAAUAUCAAUAUGUUGUGAAUUUCAAAGAUUUGGAUUUAUAGAUCAAAUUGAUAAUGCCGAAGUUAUUAAUUUUUAUUAUCAAUUAAUAACUGAUUCAUCUAAAAAAGUUUCAAAAUCAAAUAAUUUAAAACUUAAAAGUGAAUUAUCAAAAUAUAUUAGUAUUGCAAAUAAUCAAUUAGUUAAUGAUUUAAAAGAAAAAUAUAGUAUAUUUAUUCAAAAUUAUAAAUGUGAUAUUUUUGAUAUUCAAGAUGAACAAAUUAAAAUUGAUAAUUGUUUUAAAAUUAAAUCAUUAAUUGAAUUAUUACAUAAUUCCCAACAAAUAUUUAUAAGUUCAUUAAAUAAUUCCGAAAUUGAAUUGGAAUUCUAUAAGGAUUUUGAAGCUAAGAAUGUAAUAUCAAUUGUUUUUGAAUCUUUAUAUCAAUUACCAUUUUAUCACAAUACUUUAGAAUUCUUAAUUCAUUAUUUAUUAUUAGAUGUUUCUUCACUUAAAUUUGAAAGUUUAUCAAAUAAUUUACAACAAGAAGAAUCUGAAAUUGAAGAAUUUAAAAAAUCCAUUGAUUUAUCAAAUAAUGAAAUUGAAAAUCGUCAAUAUUUAUUAGCAUUUAUUAAAGGUGCAUUAGAUAAUUUACUUGAUAAUCCAAAUAAAUCAAAGAUUGAUGAAUUAUCUUCAACAACAUUUGUUCGAUUAGCAGAAUAUAUUCCUAAUAUUUUAUCAAUUUCAAUAAAAUCUCCUAAACUUUUAAGUAAUUUCUUACAAAUUUGGAAUAAAUUAAUUUAUUUAGAAGUUGAUGCAGUUAAUAUUUCCACAGUAUUUGGUGGAUUAAAUAAAAAGGAUUCAUUUAAUGAAAUUAAUAAUAAAUUACUUGAAUAUUUCGAUACUUUUAAUUUUCAACAAGAUGUUGAUAAUGAAUUAAUUAAAAGAUUUGAUUUAUUUUUAAAUAGAUUAUUACAAGAUUAUAAUAAACCAGUGAGUAAUAUUAAUCUUAUUAGUUCUGAAAUUAGAGUUAAUGUUCAGAAAUAUAUAAGACAAAGUAUUGAUGCAAUUAAGAAUAGUUUAAAUUAUAUUCCUGAUGAAAAUAAUCAAGAUCUGACUUUAAAUGAUUAUGAUGAAGAUUUUAAAACUCUUAAAAUUACCAUUAGUUAUUUGGUGGAAAUUUCAGAACCAAUAUUUAAAUUAAGAAAAUAUUCUGAUUAUAUUAAUUUAAGUGAAAAUUUUCCAGAUGUGGAUUUAUUAAUUGAUUUAAUUACUUAUAGAAUUAUAUCAGUUUUUGAAAUUAAAUCAUUUUUCAAUUCUGAAUCUCUGGUUCUGUAUUUUAAUUUAACAUAUCCUAAAUUAAUUAAUAAUUUUAAAAAUAUUCUUGAUUUUAUAUUAAUUGGUACAUCUUGGAAAAUAGAAAAAUUAAUUGAAAUAAAUGAUAAAGAACAACAAAAGAGAUUUGAUAUCGAUGUGGAAUUUAAUUAUUUAUUUGAUAUUAUUGAAAGUAUUCUGAAAGUACUUGAUAAGAUAAGUCAAGGUAUAAAGAUUGCCUUAGAAAAUAUUAAUAAAUUUUCUAAUGAAAAUGAAAGUAUUGAUAAAUUAUAUUCUUUGAAAACUUUAUUUGCGGUUAAAUUAAUUGAUUUAUUAGUAUCGGUUAAAAUCUUCUAUAUAAAGAAUAAUGAAGAUAAUGCCUUUAAUAAUUUUAAUGAAUUCUUUACAAAUCCAAAAGAAAUGGGUAAAUUUAUAUCAGAAAAGAUCCCCUCUGAAGUUCAAUUUCAAUUAUUAGAUAAUUUUCUUUACAAGGAAUCUAAAUUAGCUAAAAAUUUACUGAUCGAUUUGGAUAGAGAUGAUGAUGAAGAUGUUAAUUAUAAUGAUUUAGUAGCUGAAUCACAAACAGUUUCUCAUGAAGAAAAUCAAAGGAGUAGUAUCUUUGAUGAUUCUGAUAAUAGUGAUGUAGAAAUGGGAACCCAUGAAAAAGAAGAUAGUAUUGAAAACAAUCAUGAUUCAAAUAAAAAUGGACAAGAGAAAGCUAAAGAAUUAUGGAAAUCCGAAAAGGAAUUAUGUGUAUAUAUUGUUAAAUUAUUUUCAUUAAUUAAUUCGUCUAUUGUACAUUCCAAAAUUCGAGACAGAAUUAAUCUCAAUAGUCAUAAAAUUGGUGGUAUUUAUGAAAAAUUAGUUAAAAGUGAAGAAGCCAGUAAAGAAAUUGAAAAUGGUAUAGAACAACAACAAAAAGAAAAUACAACGUCAGCAAGUGAUGUAACUAAUAAUAAUAAUAAGAAUAAUAAUCUGGUAGCUCAGGAGUUCCCAGGAGAUAUAUCAAUAUCUCAAACGAAUAUUCCUCAAGUAGAAGCAACAUAGCAACAUAUAUCAGAUUAAUCAGAUGAGAUUAAUUCUGGUUUAAAGUUUAGUACCUCCUAUGAACGGCUUUAGUAUUCGUUUACUAUUGGAUAGAAUUGCUCAAUAUAUAGAAAUAAAUAGUUAAUAUUGGUCAAAAUAAACUAUUUUACUAAAAUGGGCCAAGAAUUGUA